Messenger RNA from Thalassophryne amazonica, 2524 nucleotides. RefSeq names its product GDP-Man:Man(3)GlcNAc(2)-PP-Dol alpha-1,2-mannosyltransferase-like. Gene Ontology annotation, molecular function: GDP-Man:Man(3)GlcNAc(2)-PP-Dol alpha-1,2-mannosyltransferase activity. Gene Ontology annotation, biological process: protein N-linked glycosylation. Lineage: Eukaryota; Metazoa; Chordata; Actinopteri; Batrachoidiformes; Batrachoididae. The record is from RefSeq and is a predicted model, not a curated record. Gene Ontology annotation, cellular component: endoplasmic reticulum membrane.
AAGUUGGGCCAAUCAGAAGAGGCCACCGAGUCAGCUGACGCGUUUGGGGUGACGUGACUUUAUGUUGUGAAAAUGACGGGACACGAACACCAUCAUCACUUUCUCUGUGUUUCUGUGAUUUAAUGAGGUUGCUGUGGUCCUUGGUCCUGCCAUGUGUCUACCUCAGCCUCCUCCUCACUCUGCUCCUCAUGCUGCUUCUGCUGGGUCUCCGCAUGUGGCUCCAGAGCCGCUGCAAAGCCCGCCGGGACCGGGACGGUGGACCGGCAGUGGCCUUUUUCCACCCUUACUGCAAUGCGGGUGGAGGCGGGGAGCGUGUCCUCUGGUGUUCACUGAGGGCCCUCAUGCACCGAUUCCCCGGCAUCUCCUUUGUGGUUUACACGGGUGAUCAGGGAGUGAAUGGUGAACAGAUUCUAAACAGCGCCCAACGGCGCUUUAACAUCACACUACCACGACCUGUCACCUUCAUCUUCCUCCGUCACCGGAUGCUGGUGGAGGCCAGUUCGUACCCGCACUUCACCCUGCUGGGCCAGAGUGCCGGUUCGAUGUUCCUCGGCUGGGAGGCGCUGACUUCCUUCAUUCCUGAUCUGUAUGUGGACUCAAUGGGUUAUGCCUUCACUCUGCCAAUCUUCCGCUACCUGGGAGGCUGUAAGGUGGCAAGCUAUGUUCACUAUCCCACCGUCAGCACCGACAUGCUGUCUGUGGUCAGAGAAAGAAACCCCCGGUUCAAUAACGCUGACUUCAUCUCCAGAAACCCGGUGCUGAGUGCAGUUAAGGUGGCGUACUACUGCUUCUUUGCUCUACUUUAUGGCCUGGCUGGUUCUUGCAGUGAUGUCAUCAUGGUGAACUCCACCUGGACACUGGGACACAUACUUGCCCUGUGGCGCUCCCCGAACCGCACCAGUGUUGUCUACCCACCUUGUGACGUGAGAGCAUUGGACAUCCCAUUGGAUGAAGAUGAUGAAGAGGUGGAGGAAGGCUGGGAGGAGCUUGGAGGGGAGCUGGGAAGUGGAGAGGAAGAAGGAUAUGGGAAAGAAGGAAUGUUUCCAGAAAGGAAGUGCCACUCCAUUGUGUCAGUGGGUCAGUUCCGACCAGAGAAGGACCACCGUAUGCAGAUCCGGGCGUUUCACAAACUUCUUGACAGGAAAGGGGAGGGGUCCUGUGGGCGAGAGUCUCUGCGGCUGGUACUGAUCGGUGGCUGUAGGAACCAGGAGGACGAGGACAGAGUCCUGAUGCUGCGAGGGCUGUGCCAGGAGCUGGGUGUGGCCGACCGGGUCGACUUCAGAAUCAAUGUGCCCUUUGAGGAGUUGAAGAAAGGGCUGGCGGACGCCACAGUUGGUCUGCACACCAUGUGGAAUGAACACUUUGGUAUUGGUGUGGUGGAGUGUAUGGCUGCAGGCACCAUCGUCCUUGCCCACAAGUCUGGUGGUCCAAAGUUGGACAUUGUGGUCCCAUAUGAGGGUGGCCAGACGGGCUUUCUGGCUGACAGCGAGGACAGCUAUGCAGCUGCCAUGGAAACCAUCCUGGCACUCUCACCGGCGGAAAAGAUGGAGAUCCGACAUAAUGCCCGGCACUCUGUGGAAAGGUUUUCUGAUCAGGAGUUUGAGGCCUCUUUCCUGUCUGCCAUGGAGGAGCUGAUGAAUCAGCUGGAGCGAUGAAGAAGCAUGUCAAUGUCUGCAAUCCACCAGGGUUAGCAUUUUGGUUUGUCAGCUACCCCCCCCCCCCUUUAAAUUUGUUGUAAAGCAAAAUGAGGUGUUUCCAACACAGUGCCUCAUUUGCAAUAGAAAAACAAAUUGGCGCUGUAAAUCCUGAGCCCUGGUGGAGAAGAACUGCUGAAAUGGUUCUAGUUGUCUGUGAACACGCAGAAACAAGCCGUUUCCAUUGACUGUGCAUGUGUCGUGCUCUUAUUGUGUGUUUGAAGUCGUCGGGUAUUUUAAUGUCACUUUAAUAGGAGACUUGGGAGCACAAACACAGCUGUUAGCCAAACCAACCAAUGAAGACACUGCAAGCCAAUCACAACUCUUAUCACAUCUCUUCUAAUGAAAUGCAGAAGAGAAAACUGGACGGCUUUUCUUCCAAAGUUUUUUGAAGUUAUUUGAAUGUUGCUAUGAAGGUACUGCACACCCUACUGUCAAUACCUGAUACUGCAACUGUUACAGUGGAGUUGACGUGAAUAUAACUGUUCUCAUCAACUCUCAUUUCCAUAAGUAUCAUCAAUCUAUCCUUAAACGUAGACAUAUCUGAGGGUUAAUUUGUGAAUUGCAUAAGUCGCAUAGUGUUUCCAUGUAAGCAGCUAGCUUCUAAUACAAAUAUAGCUUCUUAUUUUGCUAAGAUCAUUUGACUUAUAGCCUCCCAUAAACGGCAACCAUGAAUUGGCACUUUUCAACCACUAUCUGUGCAGGGUAGUUUGCUUUUCAAGUAGCUGAAAUCUGUGAAUGAAUUGCUACAUUCAUAUUUAUUAGUGGUAAUAUAAACUUGAAUAUACAGAAUACUUACAGAUAUUGCUGUUCUAAAGGAUAUUUACUCG